This is a messenger RNA of Phytophthora sojae, 1353 nucleotides long. RefSeq lists its product as hypothetical. The record is from RefSeq and is a predicted model, not a curated record. Lineage: Eukaryota; Oomycota; Peronosporomycetes; Peronosporales; Peronosporaceae. Bases 1 to 1353 code for a protein of 450 amino acids. The transcript has a single exon. Gene Ontology annotation, molecular function: catalytic activity.
AUGCUGUCUCCAUUGCCUCGAAGCUCCGUGCUGAUUGCGGGACGCCAGAAGCUCCUGCAGUGUCAAGCGCAGCGCUGCGUGACGACGAUCACCACGGGUCCGUCAUCUUCCAAGACCAAGAGAGACCGUCCCCUGCCGCUCGAGGGCAUCCGAGUGGUGGAAUGCGGCCACCUCAUUGCUGGCCCCUUCGCCGGUACCAUUCUCAGCUACUUCGGUGCCGAUGUGAUCAAGGUAGAACCCCCUACGGGCGACCAGGUGCGCGACUACCGUGAGCUGGACUCGACCAAGACGUCGCUGUGGUGGUACUCCCUCGGCCGCAACAAGCGCUCGGUGGCAAUCGACAUGAAGAAGGAAGAGGGGCGCAAGCUGAUCGAAGAGCUCAUCGAGCAGAGCGAUGUGCUCAUCGAGAACUUCAGGCCUGGUCGCAUGGAGAAGUGGGGGCUCGGUCCGGAUCACUUCGAGAAGUCUAACCCCAAGCUGGUGUACGCCCGAGUGUCGGGCUUUGGUCAGGACGGUCCGUACUCGUCGAGACCGGGAUUCGCUUCCGUGUGUGAAGCUAUGGGCGGCUUUCGCUAUGUGAACGGGUUUGCGGAUCGUCCCCCGGCUCGCCCGAACCUCAGCAUCGGCGACACUAUAGCUGGCAUCCACGCAGCUCUCGGCAUUGUCAUUGCGCUUCUUGGGCGUGAGAGGGGCGCUGCUGCUGGUCUGAGCAACAAGGGACAAGUUGUGGAUGUGGCUAUCUACGAGUCCAUGUUCAACUUGAUGGAAGCUGUCGUUCCCGAAUACGACUAUUCUGGAUCGAUUCGUGAAUGCUCAGGGUCGACCAUCACGGGCAUCGUGCCUUCGAACACGUACGUCACCAAGGACAAGAAGAACGUCGUCCUUGCUGCCAACACCGACUCUCUGUUCGUGAAGCUCAUGAACGCUAUCGGGCGGGAGGAUAUGGCGACGGACAGCAAGUACCGGACGAAUGCUGACCGUGUUGUCCACCAAGCAGAGAUCGACGCUGCGAUGGUGGCUUGGACUGCUACCCAGGAGCUAGACACGGUGGUUAAAGUGAUGGAGAAGGCCACCGUGCCUGUGGGACUUGUCUACUCUGUGGAAGACAUGGUCAAGGAUCCGCAGUACCAGCAGCGUGGGAUGUUUGAGGAGGUGGAAAUCCCAGAUGGGGAUAACACGAGGAAGUUAAGGGUGCCGGCGAUCUUGCCAAAGUUGAAGGCUACACCUGGCGUAACGCAGUUCGCUGGACGAAAGCUUGGACAGGACACACGCCAGGUCCUGGCGGAUGUCCUCGGUCGGUCCAAGCAGGAUAUCGAACGUCUGCUGGACGAAAAGGUAGUGUUCGAGCCGUAG